Trematosphaeria pertusa is the source of this 852-nucleotide messenger RNA. RefSeq lists its product as uncharacterized. The record is from RefSeq and is a predicted model, not a curated record. NCBI's taxonomy places the organism in Eukaryota, Fungi, Ascomycota, Dothideomycetes, Pleosporales, Trematosphaeriaceae. The transcript is spliced from 3 exons. Bases 1 to 588 code for a protein of 195 amino acids. Gene Ontology annotation, biological process: endoplasmic reticulum to Golgi vesicle-mediated transport.
AUGUCAAACAGAUUCAGCCGCUCGCCCGACCCCCGCGCCGACCUCUUCAGCUCCUACAACCGCUCCGCCUCGCCGUCCAAGUCCAAAAACAAGCCCCCUCGCUCCUCGCCGUACGGCACCCCCGGCGGCGGCUCCGGCUACGGCUUCGCGCCGCCCAACACAUCAACCGACCAUCUUGCGCCGAACGGGAACAACACCGGCGCCCCCGCGUUCAAUGCAUAUCCCAGUGCGAAUGGCGGCGGCGGCACGCCGAGCGCGCAUUUCAGGGCCGCGACGCCGAACUCGCGGGGCCAGUAUAGCGCCGCCGUGCUGGACGAGCUGGAGAGCCAGAACGACGAACAGGUGGGCGUUUUGAGCGGGAAGGUGCGCAUGUUGAAGGAUUUGACCGUAGCCAUCGGCGACGAGAUCCGCGACUCGAGCUCGCUCGCCGACAGGAUGAACGACCAGUUUGAGAACUCGCGGCUGAAGAUACGCGGCACGAUGAAUAGGAUGCUGCGGAUGGCGGAGAAGACGGGUGUUGGGUGGAGGGUGUGGUUGGGUUUUUUUGCCGCGGUCAUUUUUCUGUUUUGGUAUGUGUGGUUGUUCUGAGACGUACGCGCUUAGAGGCCACAUCACAAGAGAAGGGGCUGUACAAAGGCAGGCGGCGGUGCGGCGGUCCACAGGGGGGCGGACAUGGUGCGCUUCUGACACUAGGGCCACGUUCGCGGGUUGCGGUGCCGCGAAUAACUCCAUGACGCUGUUGGACAUGGGAGUGUUGAAGAAGCUGGCAUCUUGGAGGGAGUCCACGCGCGUCGACAGGCCAGGGGCAUGCUGUCUGCCGUGCUCUGCGAUAUCGAUUUGGCUUUGAGCGAU